Triticum turgidum subsp. durum (durum wheat) is the source of this 681-nucleotide messenger RNA. The record is from the annotation of a GenBank genome assembly. Lineage: Eukaryota; Viridiplantae; Streptophyta; Magnoliopsida; Poales; Poaceae.
AUGGAACCCUCGUUCGAUGACGUCCCCGAGGUCGUCGGCUGGAUGUCGUCGAUGGUCGACCGCGGCGGCCGCGCGAGCCAGGAGAGCCACCGGCUGUUCCUGGCGCGGCGCACGGCGCUCGAGAUGCUGCGGGACCGCGGGUACAGCGUGCCGGAGUCCGAGCUCGCCCGCACGCUCCCGGAGUUCCGUGCGUGGUGGGCUCCGGAGCCCGAGGUCGAGCGCCUCACCUUUUCCACCUUCCUCGCCUCCGACCAUUCCGACAAGGUGAAAAUUCUAUUCUGUGGACCAGAACCUGUCAAAAUCGCAACUAUCCAGGAGAUAUAUGACCAGAUCGAAGGAGAGAACUUGUCCAGACUUAUUUUGAUAUUGCAGGGAAAGAUAAUGCCUAGAGCUAAAGAGUCUGUUAAGGAGAAAUUCACAUUUAAAGUAGAUAUUUUUCAGGUCAAUGAGUUACUGGUUAACAUUAGUAAGCAUGCCCUGAAGCCCAAGCAUGAAGUGUUGACUGCAGAAGAAAAGGCCAGGCUCCUGAAGAAGUACAAUGUGCAGGAUUCACAGCUCCCUCGCAUGCUAGAGACCGAUCCUGUUGCUCGCUACUAUGGCCUCGGCAAGGGAACCGUGCUUAAAGUUACAUAUGACAGUGAGCUUACUGGGAACCAUGUGACAUACCGAUGUAUUUUCUGA